UGCUGCUGCUGGUGCUGCUUCUUCUUGCGCUAGUUUGGCAGCUUCCAGUCCUCGGGUCUGGGUGGUGAGCUUGACACACCAGCCCGUUGACACAUGGCGAGCUUGGAGGCUUCCGCGAGCUCUGCUCCAGCAUGGGGACCUCAGCAGACGGCCAUCGCUUGCUACGAUGACUUCGUUCCCAUUCUGCUUGGCGGUACUCAGUCUCUGCUGAACGGCUUCCUAAAGAGACGCAAGCGAGACAUCGCGUUGGUGGUGCUCACAGUCAUUCUUCUGGUCAGCGCGUGGCUGCUGUGGCCCAUCUUGUUCUCCCUGAGGGUAGACGGGACUACUUCCAUGUCCUGGGCGGCCGUGUGGACCCCUCUGUGGAUUGCCGAUAGCAUCGGGUUGAUGUUCUUCGUAUUUCUAGUGAGCUGGGGACCUAUCAAGGCCCCGGCCGAGUGGCAGGGCGAGUGGCGAGACCCUUACCCGAUGUCGAUGAGGGUACUUGCGCUCGUGAAGUGGGGGUUGCUCGUUUUGUUUCAGGUACUGUUAGUUCUUAGGUUGGAUCACCACAUCAGCUGGUCUUGGGAGGAAGUCUUGGCGCCGCUCAUGGCGUGGGUCUGGCUCCGGAUUAUUGGAGAGCUGUAUAGGAUUGUGCUUCAGACGAAGCGGCUGUUUGUGGGCAGAGUCGUCGCCGCGAUCAAGGCGAUGGGCGAGGCGGCCAUGCUGUUCCUUCAAGUGUUGUUCCUCAUGUGGAGACUCGACGGCGAGGUAGCCUGGAACUGGUGGGUGGUAUUCGUCCCUACCUGGCUCCUCCACGCCGGGCAGCUGUUCACCUGGUGUACGAACCAGGCCCUGGCGAUGUCCCUCGCGCGGGGCCUCGAAGAUCACGAAGGCUCAACGGAGGAGCAACGUAGGAAGCUGCUGGAGGCAUCCGUCCUGAUGGACAACGCCAAGCACUCCCGCAAGUUGUUAGGGGGAACCCUGGUGACGAGCGUGCUGGCGGUCUACCUGGUCGCUGGCGCGGACUACUCGGCUUUCAUCGUCUUCCUGCCGCAGUUCUUUUCCGCCAUCUGGUUCACUUUCGCGGUGACGUGCCUCGUAUGCUUUGCCGAGCGACGUGCCCGACAGGAAGAGGCCGAUGGGGCUGAAGGGGAGGGUUUCAACACCGACGUGUGAUUCCGGUACUUGCUAAGGCGCCUUGCCUUGCCCGGGGCGACCGAAUCACGCUUUGGUCAUCGUGUCACAGUGGGUCGCCUUUCCUGUAUCUGCCUGAGGAUGCUGCUGUAACAGCAACAGCAGCAACUGCUAAAAUCCAGUGUCGAAUUGCUGAAUAGGUCAUAAAAGUCAUCAAGCGCCCGUAAGAAUGUGAUUGCAAGAGGGUGGGAGGACGCGAAACCUGGCUGACGAACCGAACCCCCAUCCACUUCACACAUCGCGGUUGAUCUUGGAGAGGAGACGAAGCGGGAUGUGCUGUACAGCUCCAAUUUGCGCUAGUACGGGAGGUCGUGCAUGAUAGAUGUACCCCUCCGCAGCACCGUGUGCCAACCUCCGCUCUUUCGGGUGGUCGCUCGUGUUGGAGGUGCCGUUGCACAGAAUCUGCGCUGCUUUCCGUUGAUGUGGGCAGAAAAACUGGACGAAGCUGCUGGGGAUGUGUGUAUUUUGAUGUGUUACUCAACACUGCGGGCGGAGGUUGAUCGGCGCCCGCGUUAGGUUGUCAUUGAAGCAAGGUUUUCCUGGUGCGCUGUAGAUAGCGCCGGGUGUGUACAACCUACCUGAGGCCGAUCCGAGGUUAACUGCCCUGUGCUCUCAGUACGUGCACGGUCGUACGAGGGUCCUGAUUUGUUGGUGUAGGUCGGUGCGCAGGCUGGGGAGUUCUCCAUGCGGAAAAUGAACGGUUGCGUCUGCCGCGGGGAGCGUAAUUGCAGCCAGGGAUGGCCGAAUGGCUGUUUGUAGCCGUCGCUUUUCUCACCACCGGCGUUCCCGAGACUUGCGGAGGAUGCCUACUCUGUCCUAGCGCAUCGAGCCGCGGCCAGCAUGGGGCUAUAUCUUGCGUGGUUGAGGAGAACGUCGUGCGGAAAAAAUCGUGGAUUGGCCUUCAGGUGCGCGGCUCCUGUGAGGUGUUUAUUUUUUUCCUUUCCCGAUGCGUCCCGGCUUUGGAGGGUUGCGAGGUCAAUGGUCCAACGUCUACGGCAUGCACGACAAUG
Ectocarpus sp. CCAP 1310/34 is the source of this 2186-nucleotide messenger RNA. The record is from the annotation of a GenBank genome assembly. NCBI's taxonomy places the organism in Eukaryota, Phaeophyceae, Ectocarpales, Ectocarpaceae.